Messenger RNA from Paramecium pentaurelia, 1715 nucleotides. The record is from the annotation of a GenBank genome assembly. Lineage: Eukaryota; Ciliophora; Oligohymenophorea; Peniculida; Parameciidae.
CAAUGGGUUAUAGACAUUUGAAGGGAAUAGGAGUCAAUUAGAAUUGUUCAAAUUCUGCUUCAUUUUAUUUGCCAGUAUUAGAAGAAUUCGCAAAUUCACCAAUCAAAGCAAAAUAUUUAAGUGAAAAUAGAUAAGUAGCCAAAGCUUUGUAUGAUAGUAAUUUCUAUAUGAAUCAUGAAUUGGACAUAUUUGGACAUGCUCAAAUAUUUGAGAAUUUGAAUAUGAUCACUUAUGAUUCAGCUAUUGAGGUUAAACAAUUAGCAUAUAGUUUUUACUAUGGAUUAAAUGGACUUAGAAGAAAUUUUGUUAAGGCAUAUUAAUUAUAUUACAAAUUAUAUGAUUAAUUAAAUGAUAAAGAAUCUGGUAUUAAAGUAGCUUAGAUGAAUAUUGAAAAUUUGGGAAUAGAUAAACCAAAUUAUCAAUUGGCUUUUGAAAUUUUAAAUACAAUUGAAACAUAAAACUAAGAAUAUUAAGGGAAAAUUUAGAAUGCAUUAGGUUACAUGUAUUUUAAGGGAUUGGGAAUACAAUAAGAUAUAUUAAAAGCCUAAGAUUGUUUUAGAAGUAUUUUAUAACAAUUUAAAAUAUUUAGAAGCAGCAGACCUAUAAAAUAAUGAUGGUUAAUUUAAUCUGGGAUCCUUAUAUAUGUUACCUUCUACAAUAUAAAGAGAAAGAAAUUAACAAAAAGGAGUUUAAUUAAUAGAAUAGGCAGCUGUAACUGGACAUGCAAUGGCUUAAUAUAGUCUAGCAUUAAUAUUACUAGAUGGAGUAGAUCUAUUUUAUUCAUGUGAUUUAGCUGCUACUUUAUUACAUGCUUCAUCAUCAAGAGGUCCUUGGGCUGAUACACUAAAAACAGCUAAUUAUCUAUUUUAAUAAGAAUAGUAUGCUUAAUCAUUAUCUAAAUAUUUUGAAGCAGGAUAUAAUGGAUUUGUUGUGGCUCUAUGUAAAUAUAUAGUAUUUAUUAAUUUAUAGAAAAUGCUGCUAUUGUAAUGGAAUAAAAUGAAGCCUUUUAUUAUGAUAUUCUACACUUUAGUGAUAUUCAAAAAAGACUUAAUAAUGAUCCUGUUUAUCAAAUUAGUAAUAUAGAUAAUAAAGAUGCAUUUACAUAUUUAUAUUAAGAUUAUUUAUAAUUUGUAAAUUAAUCAACUCUUUAUGAUUUAUUACAAUUAGAUAGUUUUUAAUUAAAUGGAGUAUUAUAAUAUAGAUUUCUUACAUAAUGUGCUAAAGAGAAGGAAGCUAUUUGUCAUAUGAAAUUAGGAGAUUAUUAUUAUUAUGGAAAAUAUGAUGAAAUGGAUUAUAAAAAGUCAUUUUAACACUAUAAAAAAGCAUUGGAAGGUCAUUUAAUUGAUGCAAUUAAAGCUCAUGUUUAGUUUAAUAUAGGAUUAAUGUAUGCUUUAGGUUAGGGUAUUAAUAUGAAUAGAACAAAAUCAAUAGAAAUAUUUGAAUAAUCAAUUACAAGUUAUUCACUAAUUCCAAUAUUGCCAGUUAAUGUUUAAGUUCAAAUAAUUGAUUUUUUGGUUAACGUAUAUAAGUAAAUAGAUUAAAGUGGAAUAGAAUAGUAUUUGGAUGUGAAUUAUUUAGAUUUUGCAUUCAGAUUAAUUGAUACAAUUGAAGAAUGUGUAAUAGAUAAUUCUUAAGCAAUUUUAAAUGUUUCUGUGGGAUCAUUAAUGGUGAUUCUAUUUGGAUGGCGUUUGAAAUUAAUUAAUUAAUAAAACUGA